Messenger RNA from Acipenser ruthenus (sterlet), 1302 nucleotides. RefSeq names its product guanine nucleotide-binding protein subunit beta-like protein 1. Bases 52 to 1101 code for a protein of 349 amino acids. The record is from RefSeq and is a predicted model, not a curated record. Gene Ontology annotation, molecular function: protein binding. NCBI's taxonomy places the organism in Eukaryota, Metazoa, Chordata, Actinopteri, Acipenseriformes, Acipenseridae. The transcript has 7 exons.
AUACCAUGAGGCAUUGGCUCGGUCUUCUACAGCGCCCCUCCCUCUUUCUCCAUGGGUCCUCUUCUCUCGCUGUCGCAGUUUUGGUUUCUACGUGAGACCGUGGCGGUAGUGGAAGCAGCAAUGGCGUUGCCCCCUCCUGAUCCUCAGUUUGUUCUCCGCGGGACCGGAGCACCGGUAAACACGCUGCAUUUCUGCUGUAGGAACCAGGAGCAGGACAAGCCCCUCCUCUUCUCUGGCUCUGCCAAUGGUGCAGUUCAUGUUUGGAACCUGAGGACGAGGAGGACAGAGAGUGUGUUGGAAGGACAUGGAGGGGCAUCAGUCUUGUGGGUCCAGACUCUCAACAGCAGAGAUGCCCUGAUCAGCCAGGGUCGUGACCUCCGAGUGUGCAUGUGGGACCUGGCUGAAGGAAGGAGCGUGGUCACAGAUUCCAUUCUAACGGAGAGCGUGGGGUUCUGCCAGUGUUCUCUGCUGGACAGGGAGGGCGGACAUUGGCUACUGGCUGUUCCUGGGGCAGACAUGGCAGCGGUUCGAGUUUUGGAUCUUCCCAGUAAGACACCGGUUUGUACUCUGAAGCCAGAUGCUAAGCUAGGCAUGCCUAUGUGCCUUAAACUAUGGCAGCCAGACUCGGGAUCCAGCCCCUUGCUGUGGGCCGGCUAUGAAGACGGAUCGGUCUCCCUCUGGAACCUAUCAGAACGGAGUCUGCUGAGCCGCCUCGCUUGCCACGCUGAGCCCGUCAUGAGCCUUGACUUUGACCCUGGGAAGUUAAGAGGUGUCUCAGGCUCCUCGGAGAAGGCCAUCAACUCCUGGACGCUUGACGGACAGCAAAGCCUCAAGCUGCAGGAUUCAGUAGAGCUGGUGAAUCCGGGGAUUUCAUACCUCUGUAUCCGAGAGGACAGAAGGAUCUUGGCGACAGCAGGAUGGGAUCACCGGAUCCGUUUGCUUGGGUGGAAGAAACUGAAGCCCCUGGCCGUGCUGCAGUACCAUACAGACGUUGUGCAGUGUGUCGCGUUUUCAGAUCAUGACGUGCCCAGCAAGAGACUCAUGGCUGCAGGAUCCAAAGACCAGCGCAUAAGCUUUUGGUCUGUGUAUAACCAGAUUUAAAAGGAUAUUUCUACAUGUGAAGAAGAGUCUUCAAGGUGCAUGUUGUGAAAUCCAUGGUGCUUCCAUGCCUUAUUAAAUACCCCAUUGCCAUGAUGAAGUACUGCUGGAUGGGAUUAUGUGCUGGUCACCUCUUUCAGGGAGAGAAACUGGACAUUUGGUACAUGGGCUGACAUAAUGAUUAUCGCCUAUUAUUAUUAUUAU